CGUUAUCACGUGUAACCAUUGUUGUCCCUGCCAUGUAUGAAGAAAUGCUAGAUUAAACAAACUUUGGCUCGCUGACCCGAUCAACUGAUGAGUACGUGGCGUUCGGUUACCUAGGCUAUCUCAGAACCCGUAAAAAGUAAGAUUGUAUCACCCUACAGACACCAUGAAAGCCUUAAUUCUAGUUGGAGGGUUUGGGACGCGUUUACGACCGCUGACCCUUAGCUGUCCGAAACCACUUAUUGAAUUCUGCAACAAAUCUAUGCUGCUUCAUCAGAUUGAAGCAUUAGCAAAUGUAGGAGUUAAAGAAAUUGUCCUUGCCGUUAGUUAUCGAGCAGAGAUGCUGGAGAAAGAAUUAAAGACACAAGAAGAAAAGCUUGGUAUCAAAAUAACAACAUCACAUGAAGAAGAACCAUUAGGAACAGCUGGCCCAUUAGCCUUAGCAAGAAAGAUCCUAGAAGCAGAUGGAGAGCCAUUUUUUGUUUUGAAUAGUGAUAUUAGUUGUGUAUUCCCCUUCAAACAAAUGAUAGAAUUUCAUCGUAAUCAUGGGAAGGAAGGAACAAUUGUGGUAACAAAGGUGGAAGAGCCAUCCAAGUAUGGUGUUGUAGUUUAUGAUUCAACGAAUGGUAAAAUUGAGAGUUUUGUUGAAAAGCCACAAGUGUUUGUCUCAAAUCGAAUUAACGCUGGCAUGUAUAUUUUUAGUCCUGCUAUAUUGGAAAGGAUACAGUUAAAACCUACAUCAAUCGAAAAAGAAAUUUUCCCUGCGAUGGCAGCUGACUCUCAACUCUAUGCAUUUGAAUUAGAUGGUUAUUGGAUGGAUGUAGGGCAACCGAAGGACUUCCUCACAGGUAUGUGCAUGUAUUUGAAUCACAAGAAGCACAUGUCACCCGAAGAGCUCUACCAAGGAGAUGGGGCUGUUGGAAGCGUUCUAGUGGAUCCAUCUGCAAAGAUAAGCAAGAACUGCCGAAUAGGUCCAAAUGUUGUGAUAGGGCCUGAUGUGACGAUCGAGGAUGGGGUAUGCAUCAAGAGGAGUACCAUACUAAAAGGAACAACAAUUAAAUCACAUUCAUGGAUUGAGUCUUCCAUUAUAGGCUGGAAAUGUACUGUUGGCCAAUGGGUGAGAAUGGAGAAUGUGUCUGUAUUAGGUGAAGAUGUAAUUGUUAAAGAUGAGCUUUACAUUAAUGGCGGCCGCAUUCUACCUCACAAAUCCAUCGGUGCUUCUGUCCCUGAGCCUGCAAUUAUUAUGUAAGAAUAAAAUGCAAUUAAAUUUUAACUGGGGAAGAGGAAAUUAGAAGAAAGAGCAGAGCAGAAGGGGGACAUGGAGCAAAUAGAGAUAGCUGAGAACCAUUAUAUGGAACAGGGGACCAAAUCAAGCUGGUGACAAUUCAAGCAGGGAACCAGUUAAAUUAGCAGAACAGCAGUGGGCUCAUUCUAAAGGGUUGUAAAUUAUUUUCAUUUAUUUUGUCUACACAUUUAAAUGCAAGACUUUGUGACAGAAAAAUUAUUAUAGAACACAAAAAAAUUAAAAAUAUGUUAUAUUAACAUACUAUUUUGAUAUUAAUAUAUUGAAAUAGCCAUACAAAAAGACUAAAAUAUAGAGGCUGUUGAAUUUUCUUUUGAAUGAUCCUAGGAUAUGAGAUAGUGAAACGUUAAUGUAAGUUAACGUUUUUUAUUUCGUCAAGGUUUCGCUAGUUAGCGACACAGAUUAAUCAUGAGUUGUGUCAUGAAGCAUUAGAGUAUUUCCAUGAAAUCUUGUUAUUAUUUUAAUGUUUCAAUAGAAUUUAAAAUAAAUUUAAUUCCAUGUAGAUAGUUAACAAGAACAAUUCAAUUAAAUGAAUUGCAAGAAUGUUCAGUAGAUUUAUAUAAAAAUAUACUGGUAUUGAUAUCAUGGUUGAGGUCAUGAAUAUUCAUGGAGGUCAGCAAUAUUGACCUCAUUAACAUAUGUGUGCCUGUGUUAUGAUUUAUUUCAUUAUAGAUAUGAUUUAGACAGAUUAGUUAUUUGUGUAAUAAUAAUGUCCUUUAUAUCCAGACUAUCAAGUUUUAUUGGACAAAAACAUGUGAAAUGCCUAAAUAUGGUCAUGAUGACAUCACAUCAUGACCAUAUAUAGACACAUCAUGACUAUAUAUAGACACAUCAUGACUAUAUAUAGACACAUCAUGACUAUAUAUAGACACAUCAUGACUAUAUUUAGGCACAUCAUGACUAUAUUUAGGCACAUCAUGACUAUAUAUGUCAGAGAAUUUGAUAAUCUGUACAUGGUGGGCAUUUCAUAAUAUAAACAAAGUUUCUUUAUGUAUGUCCAGUACAUUAUGUUUUGCUGUCAAAAAUAAAUAAAACAGUAAUACAGUAAUAUGAAAUAA
Anneissia japonica is the source of this 2358-nucleotide messenger RNA. Its product is annotated as mannose-1-phosphate guanyltransferase beta-A-like. Gene Ontology annotation, cellular component: cytoplasm. The record is from RefSeq and is a predicted model, not a curated record. The transcript has 10 exons. Gene Ontology annotation, biological process: cell wall mannoprotein biosynthetic process; GDP-mannose biosynthetic process. Gene Ontology annotation, molecular function: mannose-1-phosphate guanylyltransferase (GTP) activity; GTP binding. Lineage: Eukaryota; Metazoa; Echinodermata; Crinoidea; Comatulida; Comatulidae. Bases 164 to 1246 code for a protein of 360 amino acids.